Molecule: messenger RNA, 1054 nt
Organism: Linepithema humile (Argentine ant)
Lineage: Eukaryota; Metazoa; Arthropoda; Insecta; Hymenoptera; Formicidae
Product: pyrimidodiazepine synthase-like
Biological process (GO): glutathione metabolic process
Cellular component (GO): cytoplasm
Molecular function (GO): glutathione dehydrogenase (ascorbate) activity; glutathione transferase activity
Source: RefSeq, a predicted model, not a curated record
CGUGUCCUUGAUAUCCUUGCGCAUCGAAGAGAUGGCGCUAUCUGACAAAACUUGUCGUCAAGACUCAGAAUCUGCAUCGAAUCAAUUCGAGGAUCUGCAGAUCUGCAAUAUCAAUUUGUUGGUCCGUAAAAAGAUUAUCUAGAUGAGUUCCUUGCAUUUAGCAAAUGGCUCCGAAAAGCCACCGGAAGUGGAAGGCCAGGCACGUUUGUACAGUAUGAAAUAUUGUCCUUUCGCUCACAGAAUACGACUUAUACUUACUCUGAAGCAGAUACCUCAUGAUAUUGUCAACAUUAACUUGCAGAAUAAACCAGAAUGGUAUCUUCAAGUACAUUCGGAAGGCAAAGUACCAGCUUAUGUUGAUGCAGAUGGAACUGUAAUAACAGAUUCUACUGAAAUAGCAAAUUAUUUGGAUCAGAAGUAUCCUGAACCUCCUUUAUACAAUAAUGAGACAAAAACUCGUGAUUUGGAGUUAUUGGAUCAUUAUUCUAAGAUUAUAACUACUUUUUCAAAUUGCAUACAUGGCAAGGACAAGAGGCAAUUUGAAGAGAUUUUAACCGAAGUAAUGGACAAUUUACAAGAGUUUGAAGAAGAACUUGGUGUACGCAAGACAAUCUUUUUUGGAGGAAGUAAUCCUGGUAUGCUGGACAUUUUAAUAUGGCCUUGGUUUGAACGUGCUAAAGCUCUAACUAUACUUUACAAACGGCGUGCGAGUCUUGACAAAGAGAGAUUUCCUAAUCUUAUGGAAUGGGUUGAGGAAAUGAAAGAUGUGCCAUUUGUUCUGCAACAUAGAUGUCCAUAUGAAAAGUUUGCAAAAGUCAUAGAAGCUACAAAAAAAGGGAACGUUGAUUAUGACAAUAUUUAAACUUACUCGCUUAAUAUAACAAAAUGCUGCAAAGAUAAGUAAUACGCAAAAUUACUUUCUAUAAAUUAUCAGAUUAACAUAACAGUAUUAAUGUUUCGAUAGUCCUAACAUUGACAGUAUAUCUCCUUUAUCUCUUUGUCUAAUAUAUCUACAAUAUUUUAAUUUUAAUAUAUUUUUAUACUUAUUUUAAUA